Messenger RNA from Pieris macdunnoughi, 3942 nucleotides. NCBI's taxonomy places the organism in Eukaryota, Metazoa, Arthropoda, Insecta, Lepidoptera, Pieridae. The record is from the annotation of a GenBank genome assembly.
AUGUUGUAUGUUUUCCAUGUUGAUGCUGGUUUAAUGACCACAUAUGAUAUGAAUCUCACAUUACAAAGUGUGGCAAGUCUAAGGGCUGCUAUUGAAAGGAAAACAAAAAUACCAGCUCAAUCUCUUGUGCUGCUUGUUAGCGGUGGGGAAGUCUUGCAGUUAGAUCAUAUGGUAUCAUCAUAUAGUGCAGGGACAGAUACAAACCCUAUUUAUAUGUUUAGUAAGCCUUCAGUGAAGGAGAGUCAUAUUAAGCAAUCCAUGGUUGGUGAUCUAAGUCCUAUAGUUGAGUUGGGCUCGGGUGAAUUCCGUAGUGACUCAAGUGCCUAUGACGGAAAAUCAGUUGGUGAAUUAAGGAAUGAGGUGGAAGUUUGUUGUUCACUUCAGCCAAAUGUUAGCACAGUAUCAAGGUGUGCGUCGUUAGCAAAAGAGUUUAGUGAAUUGGCUCAUGAAGGCUCCAGGAAUUGUGAACAAUUAGUACAUGAACAGCAUUUGCAACAUCAGGGUUGGGCAGCUGUUGUAGCAAAUUUAGAAGAUAUUUUUAAUGAAUUCUGUGAACGUUCUCGCAGUUUUAAGGAGUCAUUUAAGAAACAUCGUAUUAAAAAAGAAGAAUAUCAUGAAAUGUUAAACACGCUGAAUGAAGUGCUGGAAUCUCUGGGCAAGAUUCCAAUUCUCACGCCGCUUCAAUUGCACGCUGAGGCGCAUCGUUUCUCGGCAUUUGACGUUUUCGAAGAAACAGACUUUGAGGCUCAUCACUAUGGAAGUCAGCCGCGAUCAGACACAAGUUCUGAAAAUAGAAUCCCCCAAGAUUUUGGUGUUGGAGUGUUUAAGCUAUCUGAUGAAGAUGUUUUCGAACAAAAGAAUGCAUCUACAAGUAAUGUGGAAGCGAGCGUGCAGAUCGAGGAAUCGGACGAAGCGGUCUUCAAGGCUCCCUCUAUUGAGAGCAAGGAGGAACCGACCUUGCUGCAUUGGAUCCUGGCUCAGGGGAAUAAAGCGUCGCUCCAGGAUAUCUUGGACUAUUGUCAAAAAGCGCUGGCGCUGAUAGAUGCAGAGCCCCUUAAAGAAAGCGAAGCACAGCUGUGCCAUAUUCUUGAAUACGCCAAUUUGCAUGGUCUGAAACAAAUUAAGGGCAUCGAGGAUCGCUUAUAUGGCCUUGAUCAGCUUUUAAAUGACGUCAAGAAAUUGGAGAAGGACCAGAGAGAUCAGGCAGCUUCUAUUAUACAAUGUCGCGAUCGUCUCAACUCUGCAUGCGACCCAACAGUUCUGCAAACAUUAGUGCAGUCACAUUGCUGCCAACUUGAGAAGCUCCUAGUGGGGCACGAAAAGAUUGUCGAUAUCAAACGGAGGAUAGCCAAGUCCAAGGAGGAACUGUCACAAGUGCUUAAAGCGCGUUUAGAGGCUGUUCUCCGUAUCGAGAACUCGAUGUCCGUACAAGAUGCGCACGCGAUGCUGUCCUUUCAAUGCCUUAGCCGUUUGUCUCGUUACUUCGGGAUUGUUUGGCAAUUGCAUCAAGCGCCCGCAGUUUUUGUUCGAGCCGUGCACGAAGUGUCGAGGAGGAGAUGUUUUUCUGAUGCGCAUAUGAAGUGGGCUACAGAUUUAGCUGAGAAACUCCUUAGAAUUCACGAAGAAGAAGUGAAUCGUCGCCAAGAGUUCAGCUCCAUAUUUGAGGGUCACUUCUUAAAGAGCCUGUUCCCUGGUAUCACGGAUAUGCCGCCGACCUUUGCCACUCAAGCGCCGCCAGCCUUUGAUGGAAAGUUGCCGAAGUUGACCAAUGAAGAUGUGGACUUCGUGACUCAGACCUUCCCAGCACUUGCCAAGGAUGUGCCAAAGUACGAUAUGGAGGCAACUGUGAAGUUUUUCCAACAGAGAUUGUCAGCUUCAGAACUUGAUGAAAAAAACAUUGAUACACAGGUUGAUAUCGAAAAGGGUUCCGAUUCGGACACGUUCGAGAAACUUCAGAGCGGCUCAAAGAAGAUAGACAUAUCAACGACCUGCACUCCGGAUACCGUGGCCGUGUCGACCGUGACCGAGGACAACAUGGACACACAUAAAAUUAACAUCGAAAAACUACAAGAUUUCCUAACAAAACUUUGUACUUUAUGUAAAGUGAACGUGGUUUUAAUAAAAGAAGAAUUGGCGAAACUCAAAUGUGAUAUGGAAGAACAAAAACGCUUUAUGGGAGAGAAGUAUUCGGAAAUUGUUGAAAAUUGGAGCAAGAGUAACGAAGGCAUGGAAAUAAGGUUUAGAGAAGAGAAGCAAAGGUUAAUGGUGGAUCAUGAAUUAGAACUAAGCGAUAUGAAGGCAACGCUCACAGAAAAAGACAGAAUAAUCGAGAGUUUAAAACGGGAAAAGGAAGAACUGACGAUUAAACAUCAGCAGGAAACAGAAAGACUAGAAGAAGAACAUAAAUGCACGAAGGAGAUGCUCGAACAGACGUGGGAGGAAGUUAAAGCGUUUGAAAGGAAACUCGAAGAGUCUGAUAUUCUAAAGGCAAAGGAAAUCAAGGAAGUGCAAGAGAAGAUGCAUCUUGAGUACAAAGCGGAGAUUGAGUCAAUGCGAUCAAGGUUCCGCCUUGUUGCCCUUACAAAUAACAUGGACCGUUCGCCGUCAGAGUCGAGCCUUGAGAAGAUAGAAAGAACAGAUGUUAUAGAGAUAGGCCAUCACAACUUGAUAGUAAUGCAGACGAAAGAGAAUGCAGAAGUUGAGAAGGAGCAAGCGGUAAGAGAAGCAGAGGAAAGAUGUAGAACAGAGUCCGAACAGAAGAUGAACGCGGAAAUUUCUCUCCUAAAAGCGAAGUAUGAGGCUGAAAAGCAGGUUACAAUAAACGACGUGACCCGUCGUCUCCUCUCAGAGAAGGAUCGCCAGUUGGAGCUCCUACGGGAAAGAGAGCAGACGCUGACUCGGGAGUGCUCCAAGUAUCGAGACACUAUACAACAACUAACGGACCCUGAGACCAAUGAUUAUGAUAGCCUGCUUAAAACUCAGUUUGCAACACUCGAAAAUGAGAAGGCGUUGCUGCAGCAACAAGUAGCGGAUCUCAAGAAAGAGCUAGAGAAGAGAACGGACGACAGCGAGAAGAGUAGAGAAGAUGACAGCGAAGGCAGGUCGUCACCGAAGAAGGAAGAAGGGAAGAGGAGUCGCACCAAAUGCCACACUCCUUUGGGACUUUCUGCGGGUGCCCUAAGUCUGUCUUCGUGUCUGCCCGGACAUACAGUGCUAUUGCUGUGGGAUCCUGCACAUCUUAAUUAUACCGUACUACAGGAAGCAUCGAUAAUGUACUUCGUGCACAGUGAUUGCUUACCGGCUCUGGACCUCUGUAUUCACGUGAAGAAUGAGAGUGAGAGACGACUCUAUGCUGUGGCCAAUGUUGAGUCCAAGGAGUAUUGUUAUGCUAAAAAGAGUGGUAACCGUUACCAAAUGCCCCGUGGAUCUCGCUUUUACCGAGUCCGAGUGAAGCCGGUUAAACCUCAUCCGCCACACCCACAAUGCUGCGAUCAUAGACACAAGCAAGAUGCACUGAAAGACAGCGUCCUGUCUGCACUCGACGCAAGGCCGCUCAAGAAGUGGCUCACCUUCAUGCAUGCACCAGAUUCGCAGAAGUCAGUGGACACAAGCCAAUCGACCAGUUCAGCGACCGACGAGGCUAGUAAAGUGGAGGUAGCGACUGCUACACUGAUUAACCUGGAGUCACCCGUGUCUUGUAGUGAUGCUGCGCUGGCGCCGCCACAAUCGGACUUAGAUCAGCUCGAUUCGAUAGAGUCCAGCGAACAAUGGCAGUCUACUAAGAUGCAAGCUUCUACCGCCAGUGUAUUAACGGAUAUGGAAUGCAGUGUAGGAAGAUGUGCCGGUCCGGAGCCAUUGGAAUUGACUGUGAGCUCAGUGGCCGUAGUGGCACGUGGUUCCGUGCCACCAGAAUCAGAACUGGCCGAAGAAGCGACCCCCUGA